Caenorhabditis auriculariae is the source of this 9995-nucleotide messenger RNA. The record is from the annotation of a GenBank genome assembly. Lineage: Eukaryota; Metazoa; Nematoda; Chromadorea; Rhabditida; Rhabditidae.
AUGGUCACUGGCAUUAGGUGAAACUUUGGGAUUUACAAACGUCCAAUUCAUGUGUUUUUUCUCGUUUUUGCUUUUUACUCGUAUAAAAUUAACUUGUGUCUAGCGGGAUGACAGCCACUGGGGACCAUGAGCUGGCCAACAACAACCACGUGAAGCUUUCCGAGCUGCAACUGAUCCAGUCCGAGUUUGGAGCUCCGCUUGAUCAAUGCUAUAAAAUUGCGGUUCAGUUUUAUAAAGGUGGGCAAAUUUCUAUUGAAACUUGUAAUUGAACCAUUUUCAGAGAGCGAAAAAGCUGGAGAGUUGAACAUUUCGUACGAAGAUCGCGUUAAGCUUAUGGCGCUUUCCAAGCAGGUAUUCACUAAUUUUUCAUGAAUUUUCAGGAUCCCAUGUUUUCAUUGGUUAUUCAUCCAUUUAUAAGAUUUGACAUAUGAUAAAAGUGAUUCAAGAUCCGAAAAGGCCCGAGCGGCGAGACCGUGGAAGCGGCUGGAUGGUUCGACCUUGUUGGAAACGAUGUGACGUAUGUUUGAUCUUAUUUUUGUUUUUAAAAAAGGAUUAUAAUGGUUCUCGUGUUUAAAAAUAUUUUUUUGUUGUGUCUCUCUUGAAAAAGAAAAACAAACUAUUCAUUUUCACAUAGGAAUUUGGAGAGCAUAUUCUAAUGUUUUUGAAUGCUUGCUAGUUUUAAUCGUCUGAUACUUUCCUAUUCAAACACUUCAUCUCAGAUAAAAAUUUUUUUCUCCAUUGAUUGGAAAUUAACUUUUUACCAAGAGUUUCUGUUUAAAGCAGUUAGAAACGAAAAAAAUAACCUUUUUUUAUUUAUCGACUUUCCACUAAAUUUACUUUUUGAUAAAUAAUCAUUGACGAUUGGGAUCAUAUUAUAUUGAAAGGUUUGUUUCGGGGAUCAAGAAAUUAUUAUAAUUAAAAUACGGUCGAGAAAAAAAGGUUUUUACUCUUCAAAUACGGAAUUUCGAGUUUUAACGGCUUGAAAGUAUAGUUUUAAAGUAUUGAGAAGACAAAUGUCUUGAUUUCUUUAUUUUUCAAUAGGCGAGAAUGAAUUUAAGAUCAUUAUGUGUUUUGAAUGGGUAUCUCAUUGUUUUUUUUUCAUUCCAACCGAAGCUUUCGAAUUUGUCGUUAGCUUCAAAUGUUUCAUUUAUUGAUUCCCAAAAAUGUGUAGAGUGUGGAAUGACUUUGUUUGCACCGACAAAGAACUUAGGGAAAUCCCGCGAAACACGCCGUAUUAUAAGUUUUCAACAUUGCCUCGGGGGCUUUGGCGAGCCGUCAUAUUUUGCGGCAAUGGAAAUCGUCUUGGUUAAUCUUCCGAACAUGGCCGGAUUACAUGCGGCGCCGUUCUUUUCUCUUCUGAGUUCCUGCAUCAGAAGCUCUCCGAGAACCUCUGUUUAUGUUUUAUUUACAAGCAAAUGUCGUACGUUAUUUGCAAUCGCUUUGUGAAAUAAUGGAUUGCCGAAACGAGCGGCUAUUACUCUGUUUCCUUUUUUUUUGCUUUCUCAUUUAGAAAAUUUGAUGAAGUUUUUUUUACGAAGGCUCGCUAGAUAAUGACUUUAUUUUCUACUUUCCGUAUAUCAAACCUUUGAUGUAUUGAAAAUAGCACUGAAUCUUCUUUUUAUCAGUUUACUGCAUUCAAACAGCUCCGAAAGGAUGCUCAUAGAUAGUACAUUUUAUUCAUAAAUUUUAAUCAAAAAAACACUAUAGUAUGGGAUUGCUUACAACUUUUUCCCUUUUUUUAAAAAAAUAUUCAAGCAAGUUUCCCUUCAAAUUUUGAACAGUUUUUUUAAAUUUAUAAUCUCAAGGCUACGUGAUACGAAAAAAAUGAGAGCAGAACUAAUAAACUUGAAAAAAAAAAUUAGAGCCAGUCGAUAAAUAAGAAGCUACAGAAAUUAGAAAUUCGCAACGACUUGUCUAUGAGGAGAUUUAUAUUUAUCAUUUUUGCAACUGUCCUCAUAAUUCCUAUGAUGUCGUGGUUUCUGGUUUUAUCCAAUUUUUCGUGUCCGAGCUUGAGAAAAGCUUCAAAGUAGAUUUUAUAUAGUUUGUAUGAUUCAGAUAUCACAAAGUGUAUUAAAAAGUGCUACAGAUCAUAUUAUAAUCUCGUUGACCAUGAAUCAAUAUUUGGUAGAAAAACAUCUUUUUUUUUCAAAUAUGUCAUCUACUUAUUAUCAAAAAAAUUAAUUAAAGUUUUUCUAGUGGCCUUGUUCUACCUAACUUUCAGUCAAAUUCCAAUUUUAGCUUCGCUUUGCUCAGACCUAUGCAUAACUAACACUAAUUACUUUUUAAACUUCAAACUAACAAUUCGAGACCACAUCAAGAUCUGAACGCUCCCAUUUUACGAGCUUUUCCCGCUAUUCAGCCUGUUCAUCCAAUGUCAUAAAUUGUGACGCGAACGACUUGUCUUGGUCUGUCGCCCGAGCUCCCAGCCACUUUUUCGGCUUUUCUUGGUUCUUUUUCCUUAUAUCCCGUUGGUAGUUUUUUGAAAAAUUCAUUCGAUUUGAUUUUUGAGGGCUAGAAUUCGUGAUAUAUUGGGCCAAAAUGUAAAUAAUGAAAUUUGAGACUGCUAUGUAUUUUUUUUUUUUGAAACAUGAAACUGGAAAUUAUUUUUUUGGCUUUUCCUUACCAUUUUAACUGAACGAGGAUCACAUUCUUUUGAUGUUAUCCUCGAAAAAAAUGACUCCCUUUUGAAAUUUGACAUUUUUUUGUUCAAAAAAAUUAGGCUUUAAAAAAAUAUUUAAUUUAACUUUUUGAAUCCUCGGUCAAUCAUUUUUUUCAAGAUUUUUAUCUAACAUAAAUUCUUUUUUUCUUUAAUUUUUUUACAUGACAAGGAAACAUUUUUUUAAGAAUCUAAUCACCUCAUAAAUUGGAAGGAGGAGCGUUGAAAUCAGUGGAUUUCUUUGCGCGGAACCAGGCGCAAAUGGAAAGAACUCUUCUGGAGGUUCCCCAGGGGUUCGAUCCUGCAACCCUUGCCGUAUCUUGUCAUUCAACUGGCACGCUGUUUUUGUUCCGAUUGCCUGGCUUAUUUCCAUUUUCAAAGAAUCUUUGAUUAUUCUUUCAGUGCUCGUUUUGGAUAAAAUUCAAAAUUUUGAGCUUUUGAGGUAGGUAAAAUACACAUUAUGAAUUGAUCGGCACGUUUUUCUAGAACCUUUAACGCCAAAUGAGUCCAUUCUACAGCCUUCAUCUUCUAUGAAAGUUUCGAGAAAAAUAAAAAAAAUUUAGAGCUUCUUCCUUGAAACCUUUAAUUAGUCAUCUUCUACUGCAGUUGAUCUAACAGUCCCGUUUAUUUUUGUUUUUAAGACGAGACCGCAAUUUUCGGAUAUUUGUUUUUCGAGAAAGCUAUGAAUUUUAAAUUUCCCAGAAAGAAUGACAGUCAUGUCCAUCAAUUAAUUUUUUGCUUUUUCCUCUCCCAUUAAGAUAUAUUUGAAGAAUCAGAUUGGUUCAGCACUUCCAGGAAGAAAGAGACCUUUUUUUUUAGUUGAGAAAGGACAUGUCCUUGAUUUACUCUCCUUGGAGAUUUUGAAGUAGGACUAAUUGCGACAGCGAGUGUUUCAAUUCAGUUUAUUAGUCUGAUUAGGUUCUUUCCUUCUAUGUGAAGCGGAUAGCCGAGUUUCAAAUGGAAGGAGUUACUCAAUGAAUGUUUUGCUCAAAGUUAUAUUUGGUUACAACGGCGACACCCGCUGAGAGCCUUUGCAAAUUCACCGGCAGUUCUUACCCACUUCUGGGGCCGCUCGCUCACUCUCGGCGACGCUAAUCUGAUUUGAAAGCUGAGUUUUCUGGGCGACGUCGUAGUUUUGGGCAGAUGCGAUUUUAGCUCUUCCGUUUUUCUCGCCUUUUUUCUUAGUUGUUUCUGUUUCUUCGAAUUUUAAUUUCUUUUUUUCAAGGCAGAUCUGGUGCCUCAUUCAUGAGCUUUGCGGCCUUUUCUUCUUUAAAAUUUCUAUUCACAGAUGGUUUUAGCAAUUAUGAAGUAUCCUCAAUGUUUCAACGAUUCUGUGAUUUUGAAAAAGUGGUCUUCUUCGUUAUUGAGAUCGAACUUUAUUUUUAAAAAGCUUUUGAUGAACGAUUCCCUUAAUCUAAAUUCCAUAGUCCAUCGCUCAACUUCCGGAAGAAAAAACAUUUCAUCUGACUAUUUAAGAAGUUUAUUAGUAUUAUUUGAACCAAACUACGGACAAAUCUCUACAAAGUCAGAUCCGACAAACGAAAAUUGAAAAGAAAUAAGCUAUUUUAAAAAUCUGGAUUUAUGAAAAUUUCUAAGAAGGUUUGCAAAAAUAAAGUUUUUAGGUAGGAAACAUUCUUUCAAUCCCAAAUGUUUGCUCUUUGGUAUUUUUGAACGACAACAGAAGCCUUAUAUAUCUUUGGUCGAAUUUCCCUCCAAAAAAAGUUAGUAGAACAUGUUUAGAUUGAGAUCAUUCUGUCUAGAAUACCGAAUGAGCGUAAAAUUGUACUGAAGAGAGGUUGUCAGUCUUUGCAGGAAUUAAAUAAUGUCUUGAAGAAGAGCAACUUACUCGAAAGUGCAACGCGAAGCCCUUGCAAAGCCGUAGGUUUGCUCGACGAGCAGUAAAAGCACGUUUGCGUUGAUUUGAUUUCCGGGAAAAGUCGCCUGACACAAUGUUACCGUUGACUGCGACGACUCGAAUUUGGUUUUCCUCCGUUUUCUCCUCUUCUAGUUGUCUUCUUCCAUUGUUCUUGUCUUUUUUCUUUCUCGAGGUCACAUCGUAGUUUAACGUUUCUAAUCCGUUCGUUCUUUGGCUUCCAUACACGCAAUCAUUGGCUUCCAUGUAUUAAUAAUGCCUUUUCGAUUCGUUUUUUUCCAGAAAAGCUCAAACACUCGGCUGUUUUGCUAUGGGGCUCUCGACAGUGAUUAAUUGGACCUCGAAAAAUUCAUUCGUUUCUCGAGAUUCUUUUUUUUUAUCUUUUUGUCGCGACCUUAGUGCAUGUCUUGCGUUUUUCGCCGAAUAUAUGCGUGUCAUGGAAAUUAGCUUCAGUUUAAACGCUGCGCUAAUUUAAGAUGGACUUUCGGUUUCAAUGAUGAACAUGCAACCAUAAUAAGCAGGGUAAUCAUUUAUUAUGCACAGCAAAGACUGAAAAUUUGCGUGCGCUCAAAGUUUCAUUUUCCAUGCGUAUGGUGUUUGGAAACGUUCAAUGUGAAGUUCAGUUUUCAGUUUAUUUAAAAUCCAAUAAUUUUCCUCCCAAUUAGUUAAUAUUUUCGAUCAUUUCUUCAAACUUUGGUUUGAAAAGUAAGUACAACCGCAGAUGGACUUAUGAUCCCUGAAAUUUAGAACACUCUGAGCAUCAUUAAAAUUUAUCAUCGCUUCGGUUUCCGAACAUUUUUCACUUCUAAUAAUUCAUGACGUUCCUCCAGUUGGAAAAUUUUCAUUUCCAACAUCCUUCUUGGGCACGUCUUCAUUUUUUUUUCUACUUCUCGUAACUUUGAGGAAGUGAGAUGCACAAUUUGCGCCCAUUCAUCUAAAACUUUUUAACAGCCGCCAGUUUUUUCCCGGUUCGUCACUACUUUUUGCACGUCUCUUGUUAGUCACUAUUACAAAAUCAUUUGUUCUAAUCCUACUAGCAGGACGAGUAAUAGGAAAUGGCUCUUGGGGAAUACCCUUUGAUGGAUUAGCGAAUAUCCGGUCGACGCGGGUUCGGUUCUCCUCAGCUCAUUAGCUUUUCCUUGUGUUCUGCCUUCACCUUUUAUUCUUUUGUUGUCUUUUCACGUUUCCUUUGGAUCGGUGCAACGGGUUUCGUUGUUUUUUUUUUUCAUUUUUUGGUAGUGUGCAAAGCAGAUUUGUUUCCUCACGAGACAAUUGCGAGCUGUAAUGAAGUGGUAGUUUAUUUCAUUGUCUUUUUUUUCAGUCUUUUUGAGCCGUCGAAAACAAAUUUUUCCAUUCAAUUAUUUUUUUUUUCUUCAUUAUCUUGGUGACUUUCUUUGCUCAAUCGCAUGUCAAAAGGUUGUUAUUUCCAAUUUCUUCUACGGUAAGGAAAACGAAAAAUAAUAAAAUGACUCCUUGAAACGUUUUCUGUUUCCAAACAAGCCUCUUAAAAAAUACCAUGUGUUUUUUGAAUUUCGAAGAGAAUGAGUAGUUCUUAUCUUUCCGAAACUUAAUUCCAAUCCAAGCCCUUUGAUCCUCUCUGCGAUUUUAUCCGCGGGACUUCUUACUCACUUUACUUGUUAGUCAAGAAAACAAGGAUGGAAAUUCCUUGGAAUCAUCUCGCGGGUGGCUUCUUUGCCGGAGUGUAUGUGUGUGUGUUACCAAAUUCACUUUGCAGCGUCCCCGUCUUCAUCUUCCUUUUUCUUCUUCUUUACUUAAGCUUUUCCACACACCCGAAAUCUUCUCGUACCAUUUCGAUCGAGAGCGAUCACACUUCUCCUUCAAAAUUCGAUUCAAUUUGCAGAAACAGUCCAGAAUCUUAAUCUUAUGAUCCUCAAAUGUGAUACUGAAAAUUGAAUUAUUGUUUUAAUGUUGGUUAAACAGGCUAAACAGUGGAUAACGUUCAGUUGUCAUUAGUCAGCUCAUUCCAUUUUUCAUUCCUAUGAAUAAAAACUUCAUGGCUGACUCAGAAAGAACUGACAUCAAAUUUUAAUAACAAAGAUUUGUAACCAAAUUUGAUCACCGUUUUGGUAUUGGAUUUUUUUUUUCAGAAGUUAUGUCUAAGUCUGAAUGUUUCAACACACGCUGUUCUUUGUCUAUGCUACUCAACCCUACUGUAGAAUUAUGAAAAAAAUAAUUUUUUUUUGUUCCGUCUACACCUUUUAACGUGAAUAGAAAAUGUUUACAAAUCAACAUAAAACUUAAAAAGAAAGUUGGAUUCUUGAAAAAAAAAAAAUUGAUUUUUGAGCUUUAAAUAAGUUGCUUUCAAGGAAAUGAGGGUUUUUUGUGGAGAUCAUUCAUUUGCAGUCUUUUUUGAUAAUAAACCGUUUUAUCUACGUUAUUAAGAGGUUAUCUGAGUUUUAAUAACAUUCUUAGGUUGUUGAAUUGGAACAAAAAGUGUGCAAUCUUCCUUCAAAAAAAGAAAAGGAAAAAGAGGUUUUUUUUUGGGUCAUCCGUUCCUUUCGAGCAUCGAUAUUCUGUAGACAAUUGUCCUCGACUUCCGUCUUCAAGAGUUCCUCCAAGGCUUCUGUUUUCAUAUUUUGUUCUUUCAGUCGCGUCUGGCGCGAAUUGGGUGGGUUGCCGAAGGAAGACGCGAUGGCUUCUUUCGUUUUCCUCGUCGACCGCGUCUGUCCGCCCUUCAAGAACUUCAUCUCCGAACGGAUCGAGCCAUCGUAUGUUUAUUCUUUAUUCUGUUUCUCCAAAUUUUGAAUAUAGGAAAAUUAGGGUCGGUAUGAGUUGGUUUCGCCAAAAAGGUUUUUGUUUCUUUUUCACAGUUCUGUGAAAAUAUGAUCUUCAUGUUUCCAAGGUAAUUGAAUCCAAAGAACUACUGAAGAAAUUCAAAACACACAUUAUUUGAUGUUUCUAAAUCUUAAAAAAAUGAAAAAGAACUCAAAAAAAGUGAUUUUUUUAUAUAAAAAUGUAUUUUUUUCCACUUCUGCCUUGUAAGCUUUACGUUUUGAAAAAUUCAAAGAAGUGCGAAAUGCAUUUCGAUAGCUAACACUUCAAAUAGCUGUGAAUCGAAGAAAAUAAAACACGAUUCGAGAAAAUAGGGAAAUUAUCAAUAUAGGUACAAAAAAUCUGCCAUGAUUUUCUUUUCCCGACUUUUUUCUUCCAAUUACCACUCAAAGUUCUCAGAAAAUUUUCAUAAAUUUUUGUCAGAAAAGUAUACAGAAAAUUUCAAAUGGAUCUCACGGAUUUUGACAGUUUCAAAAAUCUUUUACAAAAGUUCGAGUAUCUUCCUAUCAUAUUCUGAAGGACUAUUGAAAUUCAGUCAAGUUUAUUAUCGAUUGUAUGAAUAUUUUAAAAAAUUCUCCGAUGUGGAUUUUCUUUCGCCGACAUUUUCCUUGAACUUGAAGCUGAAUAGAUUUUUCUUAUGAAUUCCUGUGAGAAGCUUUUCCUUCAUUUCGAAGUGCUUGUGAGAAUAUUCUCCGCAAGACACAUCUACAUAAUCCGUUUGAAAACAAAGGCCCAUACGAUACCGCUGAGUCUAAUCCGUUUUGCAAAAGUGUGAGGCCGAGAAAUGAAGUACAGACGGCGGAGGAUUUUUCCAACUACUCAUGGUCAUUUUGCAGUUGAUUUUCGAAUUUUUUUCGAACGGGAAAUUUGAUUUCAAUUAAUUCAACAAUCAUGUUAUAUGCAAAAAAUGAUCCGAUGUCCUGAAAAAAGAGAAAGAAUUUUUUUUUACUCAUAAGACCUUUCUGUUUCUAUUUCAGCGGGAGAUAUGCUGGGAGUCUUCCAAUUUUAACAGAAUUUCGAAAGCUGAAGAAAUCAUUCUUUUUUGUUGAGGUUAUUUUCUGACGUCUUUUUUUGCGGAUUGGUAUUAAAACGGGAGAUAAAUGUAAAACGUGGCACAUAAACUUGUCCGCUUGAAUCAGUGCAUUUUUUAUUGGGAGAAAAAAGGGAAGAAAAAAAAAGAAGAGAUGAUGAGAUCGGGAGCACGUCAACACUGGCGCCGAUAUCGAUCUCAUGGCCGGCGGCGCUUUUUCUUCCUUUUCCAUCAUUGGGCAGGCGGCUGCACGUGUACUUGCACCCAUCCGUGGCUCAUUCUCUUCUUCUUUCGCCUAAUACGCCCCGCUCGAGCCUCAUCUGAUUACUUCUUGCUUGCUCCUUGCUUUUUCUUUCUUUUUUUCUCCCAUGUUGCCGCUUCUCGAGCCAUUUCCCGCUCAGAAAUGAGGUUACCGCCUCGAUUUUAUCGGUAUUUUUUUCGGCUGUUUUUUAAGAGCAUUGAAGUUCGAGACGAAUUUUUUUAAAAUUAAAUCAACAAACAAAGCAAUCAGUUUCCUGAGAAGGCAAUUAAAAUUGUUCUUUGAGAUUUAAUAGAUCUGAAGGGUCGUAAGUAUUCAAAUCCUUUAUUCGAUAUAUUUAUUUGUUUUUGUGAAAGUUUUUACAUUUGUAUAAGCUUUUUACCUUUUUUUGCGUGGUAAGUUUUUUAUGGUUUGACGCCUCCAUAGCGAAUUUUUUUUCACAAUUUUUUUCAAUUUCAUUCUUCAUUUAUUUCUAACUCAAUUCAAAAGAACUUAAAUGGAAAUUAACCGAAGUAAUUCACAAACUUCAACUUGUGUUAAAAAGCCUUUUCUGUAAGUUCUCAACGAAUAUAAAUGAUAGUUGUUUAUUUACUCUAAAAAGGAUGUUCUAUCUAUCCCCCUUGAAAUGAUUGUUUUUCUUCUCAGUCGAGAUUCACACCAUUUAUUCGUAAUUGGAACUGGGUAGACACUGAAUAAUUUCGCAGAAGAUUCUCGCAAUUUGCUUGUUUUUUUUUACUCUGUUUCUUCAUUUCCUCUCAUCUCCUUUCAUUGAUUUUUUUUUUCUUUCAGAAUCGAAGAAGCUUCGGAGCUUCACGAGUUGAGCAGCACUCAGGCGUCGGCGGAGCAUCCUCAGCAGCAACCGAACUGGCAGAUUUUUGAGGACCAAAGGUAAAUCUCAAAGGAGAUUCGUGUUUUUUGCGCGUUUGCGUGUCUUGUGAUAAGUCUCGGAGGACUUUCUGGCGGUUGCCAUGGGGAGAAACGUUCGUUGGCAGAGUCAACAAGUCAGUUUAUCGGUCGUCUUCUGUUCUUCUUUCCCUUCUUCGAAAUGGAAUCUGAUAACGAUAAAUAAUAAUUUUCGUUUGAAUUUUUUUUUUUCAAAGGAAGUUGAUACUACAAAAUGAUUCUCUUUUCUUCUGUUUCAUUUUUUUUUUUUUUGAAAGCUGUUUGUUGCAGGAAGCAGAUCCAAGACGCUCUCAACGCCCAGACGUUCCAUCAGUUUUCGGCCUACGCGCAGCAACAGUUUCCCGGUCAACCAGAACAGGUUUUUCCCUAUUUCUUGCAUUUUCACUCCAAGUUUGAAAAUCUUUAUUAUCACCCGCAAAUUUGAAACUUAAAACACAUAGAGGCGAAUUUAACGGUUUCACAGAUCAUUUGCACGCACUAA